Trichomycterus rosablanca is the source of this 14595-nucleotide messenger RNA. RefSeq names its product HECT, UBA and WWE domain containing E3 ubiquitin protein ligase 1 (gene huwe1). The transcript is spliced from 82 exons. Gene Ontology annotation, biological process: membrane fusion; Golgi organization; protein polyubiquitination. The coding region runs from base 134 to 13837 and encodes 4567 amino acids. Lineage: Eukaryota; Metazoa; Chordata; Actinopteri; Siluriformes; Trichomycteridae. Gene Ontology annotation, cellular component: cytoplasm; nucleus; Golgi membrane. Gene Ontology annotation, molecular function: zinc ion binding; ubiquitin protein ligase activity; protein binding. The record is from RefSeq and is a predicted model, not a curated record.
UUUUCUCUGCUUAUUAAACCUGAUCGCGGCGGGACUGAAACAUUCAUUCUCCGACCAGGUAUUACAUCUGAAAGAUGCUGUUAAGUUGGAAUUGCCAAAUUAAUUAUUGGACAGAGUGUAGAAACUAGUAACAAUGAAGGUCGACAGAAGCAAGUUGAAGAAAACCCCCACUGAAGCACCUGCCGACUGCAGGGCGCUCAUAGACAAACUAAAGGGAUGCAGUGACGAGCAGCUGCUCCUGGAACUUCAACACAUAAAAACAUGGAACAUCGGCAAGUGUGAGUUGUACCACUGGGUUGAUCUCUUGGACCGUUUCGAUGGCAUCCUCUGUGAUGCAGGCCAGACUGUUGAGAACAUGUCCUGGAUGCUGGUGUGUGACCGGCCGGACAACGGGCAGCUCAAAGCCUUGCUGCUGGCAGUGCUUAACUUCACGGCCCUGCUAAUAGAGUACAGCUUUUCACGGCAUCUCUACAGCUCUAUAGAGCACUUGACCAUCCUUUUGGCGUCAUGCGACAUGCAGGUGGUGCUGUCUGUGCUGAACCUCCUGUAUGUGUUCAGCAAGCGUUCCAACUACAUCACUCGGCUAGGCUCAGAUAAGAGGAGUCCUCUGCUCGCUCGUCUUCAGCACCUUGCUGAGAGUUGGGGAGGAAAGGAAAAUGGUUUUGGCCUGGCUGAGUGCUGCAGAGAUCUGCCCAUGAUGAAGUACCCACCUAGUGCCACCACACUGCACUUUGAGUUCUAUGCUGAGCCUAGCUCAGAGGUGAAAGUGGAAAAGAAGUCCAGCAGCAACACGCUACACUACAUCCACAUUGAACAACUUGAUAAGAUCUCAGAAAGUCCGUCUGAGAUCAUGGAGUCGUUGACGGUCAUGUACAACAUCCCCAAAGACAAGCAGACCCUGCUGUUCACACACAUCCGCCUGGCACACGGAUUCUCCAACCACAAGAAGAGAUUGCAGGCAGUGCAGGCCAGACUGCAUGCCAUCUCCAUACUAGUCUACUCCAAUGCCCUCCAGGAGUCAGCCAACAGUAUACUCUACAACGGGCUGAUCGAGGAGCUGGUGGAUGUUUUGCAAAUCACAGACAAACAGCUGGUGGACAUAAAGGCUGCCUCCUUGCGCACUUUGACAUCCAUAGUUCACUUGGAGCGAACGCCUAAAUUGUCAAACAUCAUCGACUGCACUGGCACGGCUUCCUACCACGGCUUCUUACCUGUGCUGGUCCGCAACUGCAUACAAGCCAUGAUUGAUCCACUGAUGGAGCCGUACCCGCACCAGUUUGCCACGGCCCUUUUUUCCUUCCUGUAUCAUUUGGCCAGUUAUGAUGCUGGUGGAGAGGCUUUGGUCUCUUGUGGAAUGAUGGAGGCCUUGUUGAAGGUGAUCAAGUUCCUCGGGGACGAGCAGGACCAGAUUACCUUUGUGACUCGUGCGGUGCGUGUAGUAGACCUCAUCACCAAUCUGGACAUGGCUGCCUUUCAGUCGCACAGCGGCCUCUCCAUCUUUAUCUGCAGACUUGAGCAUGAGGUGGAUCUGUCCAGGAAAGAGUGCCCUUUUGUCAUCAAGCCAAAGAUCCAGAGGCCCAGCACAGCUGCUGAAGCUGAGGACAUGGACACAGACAUGGAGGUGUCUGAGGUUGCCAUGGAGAGCAGUCCAGGGCCCUCCACCUCCACAUGCUCCAGAACAGACUCAGACAUUCGCACACAGAGCAGCACAGCCAGCGCACCCAGAGCAGGUGUCCAGUGCAUCCCUCAGAGGGCAGCUCUGCUGAAGUCCAUGCUGAACUUUUUAAAGAAAGCCAUUCAGGACCCGGCCUUUUCAGAUGGCAUUCGUCAUGUUAUGGAUGGGUCUCUGCCUACCUCACUGAAGCACAUCAUCAGUAAUGCCGAGUAUUAUGGACCAUCACUCUUCCUCCUGGCAACGGAGGUGGUGACAGUGUUUGUGUUCCAGGAGCCAUCUCUCCUCUCCUCUCUGCAGGAUAAUGGUCUCACUGAUGUCAUGCUGCAUGCAUUGCUUAUCAAAGAUUUUCUGUCUCUGCAGGUCCCUGCCACCCGAGAGGUGCUGGGUUCCUUACCCAAUGUCUUCAGUGCCCUGUGCCUAAAUGCCCGUGGCCUGCACUCAUUUGUCCAGUGUCAGCCUUUCGAGCGGCUGUUUAAGGUGCUGCUGUCGCCUGACUACCUGCCGGCCAUGCGUAGACGUCGCAGUUCUGACCCGCUGGGUGACACUGCCUCUAACUUGGGCAGUGCUGUGGAUGAGCUCAUGAGACACCAACCUACUCUGAAAACAGACGCCACCACAGCUAUUAUCAAGCUACUUGAGGAGAUCUGCAACUUGGGCAGAGCUCCCGAGUACAUCUGUCAAAAGCCCUCUAUUCAGAAAGCAGACGGCACCGUUACGGUACCACCAGCUCGCUCCAACCAUGCAGCGGAGGAAGCCUCCAGUGAGGAUGAAGAGGAGGAAGAGGCUUUGCACACUUUUACCCAACAACAAGGCGAACCCGAGAGCAACAGGCAAGUGGUUGGCACGGAAGAGCGCAUCCCGAUUCCACUGAUGGAUUACAUUCUUAAUGUGAUGAAGUUUGUGGAGUCCAUUCUGAGUAACAACACGACGGAUGAUCACUGUCAGGAAUUUGUGAAUCAGAAAGGCCUUCUACCACUGGUGUCCAUCUUGGGACUUCCCAAUCUGCCCAUAGACUUUCCAACAUCUGCUGCCUGCCAGGCAGUUGCCGGCGUAUGCAAAUCCAUUCUGACUCUAUCCCAUGAGCCAAAGGUCUUGCAGGAGGGACUGUGCCAGUUGGACAGCAUCCUGUCUGCUCUGGAGCCACUCCAUCGGCCCAUCGAAGAGCCCGGUGGCUCGGUUCUACUAAGAGAACUGGCCAACGCCGGUCAUGUCACAGAUGCCACGCUGUCUGCCCGUGCUACACCUCUACUGCACGCGCUUACCGCCGCGCAUGCGUACAUCCUCAUGUUCGUCCACACCUGCAGAGUCGGCCAGAGUGAGAUUCGGGCUAUUUCAGUGAACCAGUGGGGCUCCCAGCUGGGGCUGAGUGUACUCAAUAAAUUGAGUCAGCUCUACUGCUCUUUAGUGUGGGAGAGCACUGUGCUCUUAUCCCUCUGCACACCCAACAGUCUCCCUCCUGGCUGUGAGUUUGGCCAGGCUGACAUGCAAAAACUGGUGCCUAAGGAAGAAAAACCAUCCAGCAGCAGUGCAACCAGCGGAGGCCGGAGAACCGGUAAAAAAACACAGCAUCACGCUGAGGCAGAGGCUCUGUCUGUGGCAGUAGAUCCCUCUGCCCAAGGUCUUCUGGAGGGCAUAGGGCUGGAUGGAGACUCCCUCGCUCCAAUGGAGACAGAUGAGCCCACAACCACUGAUCCAAAGGCCAAAUCCAAACUCACUCCUGCCAUGGCAACACGCAUCAAGCAGAUCAAACCUCUGCUGUCUGCAUCUUCUCGUUUGGGCAGGGCUCUGGCUGAGCUGUUUGGUUUGCUGGUGAAGCUUUGUGUGGGUUCGCCUGUCCGUCAACGCCGGUCCCACCACACCACAAACACGGGCACCGCUCCGACUCCAGCUGCCCGUGCCACUGCUUCUUCACUUACCAAACUGCUCACCAAAGGCUUGAGCUGGCAGCCACCUCCGUAUACUCCCACUCCUCGCUUCAGGCUGACGUUUUUUAUCUGUUCUGUGGGCUUCACCUCGCCCAUGCUUUUUGACGAGAGAAAGUACCCGUACCACCUGAUGCUGCAGAAGUUCUUCUGCUCUGGAGGCCACGACGCACUGUUUGAGACCUUCAACUGGGCGUUGUCCAUGGGUGGAAAGGUGCCAGUGUCUGAGGGUCUGGAGCAUUCUGAACUGCCUGAUGGAACUGGCGAGUUCUUGGAUGCCUGGCUCAUGCUGGUGGAAAAGAUGGUAAACCCUAGCACCGUGCUGGAUUCUCCACAUUCAUUACCUGCCAAAGUGCCUGGAGCAGCAACCACCACGCCCCAGUUUAGUGCCCUGCGGUUCCUUAUAGUCACCCAGAAAGCUGCCUUCAGCUGCAUCCGCAGCCUUUGGAACCGCAAACCGUUAAAGGUGUACGGUGGACGCAUGGCUGAGUCCAUGCUGGCCAUCCUCUGCCACAUCCUGCGUGGUGAACCCGUCAUCCAGGAGCGCCUGGCAAAGGAGAGAGAAGGCACAACUCGCACUGAUGAGGAUAGUACUGCUGGAGCAGGAAGCACUCCUGCGGGGUCAGGAACAGGUGGAGCAGUUGUCGAAGGCACCUCUGGAUCUGGUGUUAGUGCUGCCCCAGCACCCACAGAUGACAGCAGUGGCUCUACAGCUCGAAGGGAACCACAGGUUAACCAGUCUCAGCUUACACAGCUUAUUGACAUGGGUUUUACCAGAGAGCAUGCAAUGGAGGCGUUGCUCAACACCACCACGAUGGAGCAGGCCACGGAGUACCUGCUAACCCAUCCACCACCGCUGCUUAGUGCUGCCGUUAGGGAAUUUACCAUGUCUGAGGAGGACCAGAUGAUGAGGGCCAUUGCCAUGUCUCUGGGUCAGGAAGUCAGCAUGGAGCAGCGCUCAGACUCUCCUGAGGAGGCAGCACGCAGGCGUGAAGAGGAGGAGAGGAGAGCACGAGAGCGUGCUGAGGAAGAAGAGGCUCGGUGUCUGGAGCGGUUUCUGGAGGCUGAGCCCUUGGAUAGCACUGAGCUUCAUGCCUUCACUGACACCAUGUUGCCAGGCUGCUUCCACCUUCUGGACGAGCUGCCCGAUACAGUUUAUCGCCUUUGUGACCUUCUUAUGACUGCCAUUAAACGAAACGGUCCCGAGUACAGGGACCUUAUUCUGCGCCAGGUCGUCAACCAGGUUUGGGAGGCUGCUGACGUGCUCAUAAAGGCUGCCGUUCCACUCACCACCAGUGACACGAAGACAGUGUCCGAGUGGACCAGACAGAUGGCAACGUUGCCCCAGGCCUCCAACCUGGCCACACGCAUUCUCCUACUUACUCUGCUAUUUGAGGAACUUAAGCUGUCAUGUGCAAGGAUCGUGGAGAGCAGCGGAGUUCUGUCUGUGCUAAUUAAGCUGUUGGAGGUGGUUCAGCCCUGCCUGCAAGCUGCCAAAGAGCAGAAAGACAUCCAAACACCCAAGUGGAUCACGCCAGUGCUUUUGCUAAUUGACUUUUAUGAAAAAAUGGCUGUUUCUUCUAAACGAAGAGCCCAGAUGAACAAGUACCUGCAGCCCAAUGGAAAUAACUGGCGCUGGUUUGAUGAUCGUUCAGGCCGCUGGUGCAGCUACAGUGCCAGUAACAACAGCACCAUAGACUCAGCCUGGAGGGCAGGCGAGACCAGUGUUCGCUUCACUGCGGGCCGUAGGAGAUACACCGUACAGUUCAACACCAUGGUGCAGGUAAAUGAGGAGACAGGAAACCGGCGCCCCGUGAUGCUAACGGUGCAGCGAGUGUCUCGUGCUCCCAAACCCAACAAAUCCGGCAGCGCUGCCGACUCUGAGCGAGAGGAGGAGCAGAAAGCCAAGACCGAGGAGACUCCAGCUGACUCAGACCCCAGUUCUGUUGCCGUGGAGAUGGCCCCACCCAAGGAGGAAGCGGAGCAGAAGGAGUCGUCCUCGUCUGCUCCCACUCCUUCUCAGGAUGCCAGCGCCGGAAGCAUUGUUGUUCAGGGCCUGACUGAGGAGAUGACGACCGUUCUGAUCCGAGCGUGUGUCAGCAUGAUCAGUGUGCCUGUGGACCCGGACACGCUGCACGCCACACUGCGUCUGUGCCUGCGCCUCACACGCGUCCAUCAUUAUGCCGUGAUGUUUGCUGAACUCAAGAGCACACGCAUGAUCCUGACACUGACGCAGAGCUCCGGCUUCAACGGCUUCACACCGCUCGUCACGCUGCUCUUCCGCCACAUCAUCGAAGAUCCAGCUACGCUUCGUCACACCAUGGAGAAGGUGGUGCGUUCUGCAGUAACCAGUGGAGCAGGCAGUACCACGUCUGGUGUGGUUUCGGGUAGUUUAGGCUCACGGGAGAUCAACUACAUUCUGCGUGUGCUUGGGCCAGCAGCCUGCCGUAACCCUGAGGUCUUCACAGAGACCGCCAAUAGCUGUGUUCGGAUCGCCCUCCCUGCCCCAAGAGGUGCUGGAACAGCUUCAGAUGAUGAGUUUGAGAACUUCAGAAUUAAGGGUCCCAAUGCAGUGCAGUUGGUAAAGACUACACCUUUAAAGCUGUCCCCACUGCCACAAAUCCCAGAGACCAUUAGAGAGGUCAUUUAUGACAUGCUUAAUGCCCUAGCAGCGUACCACGCUCCUGAAGAAGCAGAGAAAGCAGAGGAGCGACUGGUGGCUGUGCCUGGCAGUCAGGAUCUCUGUCAGAUCCUGCAGGAUGUCGGUGAUGACGUGUACCAACAGUAUAGACUUACUCGACAAGGCAGCGACUUUGACUCUCAGUCCGCCUUUCAUAUAAAUACUCAGGUGUUUGCUGCUGAUGGUGCAGUUGCAGAAUCCUCCCAGUCGGGCACCCCUCAGGGAGAGGCGUCUACUCCUGAGGAAAUGCGGGAAGAGAAGAAAGAACAGGAGGGAGAAAAGGGAGGGUCCUCAGAGGAGAGCAAGGCAGCAAAAGCCAAAGCCAGCAAGCCCCUGAUGCCCACCUCCACUAUUUUGCGACUGUUGGCGGAACUGGUGCGCUCAUACGUGGGCAUUGCCACGCUCAUUGCCAACUACACCUAUACAGCAGGCCAGUCUGAACUCAUUAAAGAGGACUGUAGUGUGCUGGCCUUUGUGUUGGAUCACUUGCUCCCUCACACACACAACUCCGAGGACAAGGACACCCCUGCCCUGGCACGCCUCUUCCUGGCCAGUCUGGCAGCAGCUGGCACUGGUACAGAGGCUCAAGUGACCCUGGUGAACGAGGUCAAAGCUGCUUUGAGCAGAGCUCUGGCCAUGGCAGAGGGCACAGAGAAACAUGCUCGAUUGCAGGCAGUUAUGUGCAUAAUCAGCACCAUCAUGGAGUCAUGCCCCUCCACCUCCAGCUUCUACAGCACUGCUGCUGCCAAGACCCAGCACAACGGCAUGAACAACAUCAUUCGACUCUUCCUGAAAAAAGGCCUGGUUAAUGAUCUGGCCCGUGUGCCUCACAGCCUCGAUCUCUCUAGCCCCAACAUGGCAAACACUGUAAACGCUGCCCUCAAACCUCUGGAGACGCUCUCACGGAUUGUCAACCAGCCCAGCAGCCUGUUUGGUGGGAAAGGAAGCUCUAGCAAGAACAAGGCCGAACAUGAUACUGUGGGCACAGCCAGAGACAACAACAGUAACACACAGGGCCAAGGAGAGGCAGGGGAAGCAGAGCCAGUGGAAAAUCGUCACAGAGGACAGGCCACGGAUGGUGAUCUGAUGGACGGAGAGGCAGAAGGGGACACGGUGGUCAUCGCAGGCCAGCCGGAGGUGCUCAGCACCCAGGCUAUGCAAGUGGAAAAUGAGCUGGUUGAUUUGAUUGAUGAACUUCUGGACAGAGAUCCUGGGACCGUGAAUAGCACCAUCAUUGUUGGACGUUCUGGAGAUGAAGAAUCUCAAGAGGAUGUGCUAAUGGAUGAAGCGCCUUCGAACAUGAGUCAAGCCUCCACUCUGCAGGCCAACAGAGAAGACUCAAUGAACAUCCUUGAGCCUGAGGACGAAGAACACACCCAGGAGGAGGAUUCCAGUGGAAGUAAUGAAGAUGAAGACAGUCAGGAUGAGGAAGAGGAGGAGGAGGAAGAAGAGGAAGAGGAUCCAGAUGAUGAUGAGGGAGAUGAGGAUGAUGACGAUGAAGGUUCAGAGAUGGAGCUGGAUGAAGAUUUCCCAGAUAUUAAUGCAGCCCCACAUAUACGAUUCGAGAGAUUUGAUAGAGAUGAUGAUCUCAUUAUAGAGUUUGACAAUAUGUUCUCCAAUUCUGCUGACAUCCCUCCCUCCCCAGGAAACAUUCCUAGUUCCCACCCUCUGAUGGUCCGCCACGCUGACCACGGCUCACUUACCCUGGGAGGAACGGGAACCAGUAGCCGCUUGGCUCAGGGCAUGGGCCGCAGCCAGCGCACCCUUCGCCAGCUCACGGCUAACACCGGUCACACCAUCCAUGUGCACUACCCAGGCAAUCGCCAGCCCAACCCCCCACUCAUUUUGCAGAGGUUACUAGGUCCAAGUGCAGCGGCGGACAUCCUUCAGCUGUCCAGCUCUCUGCCCCUCCAGUCUCGUGGUCGUGCCCGCCUGUUGGUCGGCAACGAAGACGUGCACAUCAUCGCCCGCUCAGAUGACGAGCUGCUGGAUGACUUCUUUCACGAGCAGAGCAGCGCCGGUGGCCAGGCUGGCACCCUGUCGAGCAUUCCUACCGCGUUGACUAGAUGGACAGAUGAGUGUAAAGUGCUGGAUGCCGAAAGCAUGCAUGAUUGUGUUGCAGUUGUCAAGGUGCCCAUCUUACAGCACUUGGAGAGCCUGCGUGAUGAGGAGCUGGAGGAGCGAAGGGAAAAAAGGAGGAGGCAGUUGGCCGAGGAGGAAGAGGCCAAGCAGAAUGAGAGGAGCACCUCAGCUGGAGAGGAAAGCAGGGAGCAGACUCUGCAGGGUACCGCGAUAGGAGCUGUAAAUGGAGCUGGCGAGAACUCAGCAGCGGAGGGAGAGCGGGCCCAGGGCGGUGUUACGUCCUGUCUGGAUCCACCCCGCUCCUCCGAGGGCUUCCUUACAGCGCCCCCGUCAGGAGAAGCCACCCCGACCGCACCGCACGAACAAGCCCUCGUGUCAUUGGAGACCGCCAUCAGUCAGCAAGUUCAUCAGCCAAUAGCAGAACUCCUGCUGGCUGACUCGUGUGGCGAUUCGCUCGGCGCGCUGGCAGCCGCUGUACCGCAGCUUUCUGCUCCUGAUAGGCCAAACUGUGAAGCAGAGGCCUCCCAGAUGGAAUUAUCUCCAGCCCCUGCCGCUGGGGACAGAGGAGGAGGAGCAGUGUUGGAUACAGGCAGGGAAGUUUCUCUCAGCCCAGAUAUAGCAGAGAGUUCUGAGCCUGUACCAGUGGGAGUAUCUCAGCUAGAAGGAUCCCCCAUGGAUACAAGCAGCCCAGCUUCAGCAACACAGGAGGAGCCCAGCUCAGUGCAGCCCGAUCACAUGUCUCAAGAACUGUCAGGAAGUGGUGACAGUGGGCUCACUGAUCGGCAGACUGAUGCAGAUACAGGCUUAACGUCUGUGUCAUCUCCUGGUGAGACCAUGCCACGGAGUGACAGCGCCGAUAGCCAGUCUCAGGCCAUCCAAGAGGAGCCCCUUCCAUCCACCAGCAAUGUGGAGGAGGAUCCACUGGCAGGCAUCAGUCUGCCGGAAGGUGUGGAUCCGUCUUUCCUAGCCGCUCUGCCUGAGGACAUUCGUCGGGAGGUGUUGCAGAAUCAACUGGGAAUCAGACCGCCUUCUCGACCCACUGUGUCCACCACAUUGUCCACACCAGCUGCCCCUGUGCUGAGUGGAGGGCCUGGUGUCACUGAGGUCAGCCCAGAGUUUCUGGCUGCACUACCACCAGCCAUUCAGGAGGAGGUUUUGGCACAGCAGCGGGCCGAGCAGCAGCGUCGCGAUCUAUCCCAGCAGCCCCCUCAGGGAGACCAGCCGCUGGACCCGGUGACUUUUAUCCAGACCCUGCCGUCUGAGCUGCGGCGCUCUGUUCUGGAGGACAUGGAGGACAGCGUGCUGGCCGUUAUGCCCCCUGACAUAGCGGCUGAGGCAGCAGCACUGAGGAGGGAGCAGGAAGCCCGUCAGAGGCAGCUGAUGCACGAGCGUCUGUUCGGCCACAGCUCGUCCUCCGCGCUUUCGGCCAUCCUGCGUUCUCCUGCUUUCACCAGUCGUCUCGGGGGUAACCGAGGUGUACAGUAUACACGUCUGGCUGUGUCCAGAACAGGAACCUUUCAGAUGGGUGGCAAUGCUAACCACAACCGGCCCUCCAGCUCGAAUGUGGACUCCUUGCUGCGUUUACGGGGACGUCUCCUGUUGGACCACGAGGCGCUGUCGUGCCUCCUGGUGCUGCUGUUUGUGGACGAGCCCAAGCUGAACACAAGCAGACUGCACCGUGUGCUCAGGAAUCUGUGCUACCACUCACAGACACGAGGCUGGGUCAUCCGCAGCCUGCUCUCUAUUCUCCAGCGCAGCAGCGAGAGCGAGCUCUGUCUGGAGACGGCUCGGCUGGACGAGUCCCGAGGCAAACGUGCACAGGGUUCUGGAUCGUCGGGUUCCAGUAAGGGAUCCAACUCUUCCUCGCAGUCUUCUGUUGCCUCGUCCUCCUCGUCCUCUUCUUUGGAACUGCUGAACAGAGUGGAGUCACGAAGCUCUAAUCAGCUGUCGUGGCUGUCUGUCUCUAUGGAUGCGGCGCUGGGCUGCAGGACCAACAUCUUUCAGAUCCAGCGGGCCUCAGGAAGGAAGCACGCAGACAGACACUCGGCUGGAGGAGCUAUGAGCUCAGCUGGGCUGGGGGGAGGAGUUUCAGGGACUGCAGGAGGAGUCAGUUGCUCAGGUGGAGGAGGGUCGACGGUGCACAUUCAUCCACAAGCUGCUCCUGUCGUCUGUCGGCACGUACUGGAUACCCUUAUUCAGCUGGCCAAGGUUUUUCCCAGCCACUUCACCCAGCAGCGCUGUAAGGACCUGCAGUCGUCCUCUUCCUCCUCUGAGCUGGACUCUCGCCUGUGUGGCAGCUCUGUCCCCUCAGUCGGCGCAGGCUGCCGGGCAGGUGGAACCAGCCAGACCAAUUCCUCUGGGACCCCCAGCACCCUCUCCUCUAGCCACAACUCUCUUAGCUCCUGUUCAGGCACGCCACAGUCUCUUGGCAUCUCUACUGACUUCUGGGACCUUUUAGUCAAGCUGGACAACAUGAAUGUAAGCCGGAAAGGCAAAACCUCCAUGAAGACUGUUCCUCUAGGGGCAUCCGGUGAGGCCGAGGGGGCUCAGCUGAGCCUUGAGGCUUCUCCGCUGGGCCAGCUGAUGAACAUGCUGUCCCACCCCGUGAUCCGUCGCAGCUCUCUACUCACUGAGAAGCUUCUCCGCCUGCUCUCGCUCAUCUCCAUCGCCCUACCCGACAACAAGGCUACCGAGGUGCCGGCCGGCCACCCUGUGCCUCAGGCGCCUUCUGCCGUCCCUGCCGCCUCCACGACUCAGACUACAGCCGGAGCAGUGGGAACGACAAGCAACCAGGCAACGGUGCCAGCAACGGUGCCCACACAGUCUCAACCAGCCACCACUGCUCCAGUACUGUCCACCACAGCUACUAUAGCUACAAGCACCACAGCAGGCAAACAGAAGGCAAGCGGGAGCAGCACAGACAGCGAGACUAAGCUGGCCUCCGCUGGACUCACAGAGAAACAGCUUCAGCUCUCGGUCGAGGUGCUCACAUCCCACUCGUGUUCAGAGGAGGGCUUGGAGGAUGCAGCCAACAUUCUCCUGCAGCUGUCCAGAGGAGACGGCCAGACCAGAGACACUGUGCUUAGACUGCUGCUCAGCGGGGCCCGCCACCUCGGCUACACGCUCUGCAAACAAAUCGGCACAUUGCUGGCAGAGUUGCGGGAGUAUAACCUGGAGCAACAGAAGAGGGUGCGAGCUGAUGCCCAGUCUCCAGAGGCUGCUCAUGAAGACCCCUCGCUCACUGCACGUCUCAAGGGCAAAAUGACCAGCAGGUUUGAUGGUUCAGAGAGCGUGGUGAUCGUGGCCGCUCAGAAGCGCACACUGGGUGGCAGAGAGCUCCAGCUGCCCUGCAUGAGCUCGCUCACUUCCAAAACCUCCACGCAGAAGUUCUUUCUGCGAGUGUUACAGGUCAUCAUCCAGCUGAGGGAGGACACACGCCGUGCCAACAAGAAGGCUAAGCAGACAGGGAGAUUAAGCUCCACUAGUCUGGGCUCUGCCAGCAGUAUCCAGGCUGCCGUUCGCCAGCUGGAGGCUGAAGCAGACGCCAUUAUUCAGAUGGUGAGAGAAGGGCAGCGAGCACGCCGCCUCCAGCAAACUCCCCCUCCCUCUUCAUCCAGCACCGUUUCCACUGCUGCCGCCGCUGUUGCUGCUGCAGCUGCUGGAACGUCUGUCGCAGCUAGCCAUGCCCCCAGCAAUUCUGCAACCAACAACCCCGCCGCCAGCUCUGCCACGUCGGAGACGAAUUCAGCAACAGAGUCCACGGCAGCACAGAGAGAUGAAUCCCCAAUGGAUGUGGACCAGCCUUCUCCUCUGGAGCAGGACCAGGCACCUGCUGGUGAAGAGGGUAACGGUCAACAGGAGCAGGAGGAGCGCUUGCCUGAUUUGCCUCUGCUGAGUGAGCAGCUACUGUUGGACGAGCUGUGGGACAUGCUGGGAGAGUGUCUUAAAGAGCUGGAGGAGUCACAUGACCAGCAUGCUGUUCUAGUUUUGCAACCGGCGGUGGAAGCCUUCUUCCUGGUGCAUGCCACGGAGCGCGAGAGUAAACCACCGGUGCGAGACACUCGAGAGAGUCAGCUGUCCCACAUCAAGGACGAGCCACCUCCGCUUUCCCCUGCACCCCUCACCCCUGCCACGCCAUCUUCCCUGGACCCCUUCUUCUCCAGAGAGCCUUCCUCUAUGCACAUCUCCUCAAACUUACCUCCAGACACCCAGAAGUUUCUCCGCUUUGCUGAGACCCACAGAACAGUGCUUAACCAGAUCCUGCGCCAGUCCACCACCCACCUGGCAGACGGUCCCUUUGCUGUCCUGGUGGACUACAUUCGCAUUCUUGACUUCGAUGUCAAGCGCAAGUAUUUCAGGCAGGAGCUGGAGCGCCUGGAUGAGGGUCUGAGAAAGGAGGAUAUGGCUGUUCAUGUGAGAAGAGACCACGUCUUUGAGGACUCCUACAGAGAGCUGCACCGCAAGAGCCCGGAGGAUAUGAAGAACAGACUGUACAUUGUGUUCGAAGGAGAGGAGGGUCAGGAUGCUGGUGGUCUGUUAAGAGAGUGGUACAUGAUCAUCUCCAGAGAGAUGUUUAACCCCAUGUACGCUCUGUUCCGGACCUCACCUGGAGAUCGGGUCACUUACACCAUCAACCCCUCGUCUCACUGCAAUCCCAACCAUCUCAGCUACUUCAAAUUUGUGGGGCGUGUGGUGGCCAAGGCCGUCUAUGACAACAGACUGCUGGAGUGUUACUUUACACGCAGCUUCUACAAACACAUCCUGGGAAAGAGUGUUAGGUACACUGAUAUGGAAAGUGAGGAUUACCCCUUCUUUCAGGGCCUGGUCUACCUGCUGGAGAACGACGUGUCCACCCUGGGCUAUGAGCUGACAUUCAGUACUGAGGUUCAGGAGUUUGGAGUGUGUGAGGUUAGGGACCUGAAGCCCAAUGGGGCCAACAUCCUGGUGACUGAAGAGAACAAAAAGGAGUAUGUGCACCUGGUUUGCCAGAUGAAGAUGACUGGUGCGAUUCGCAAGCAGCUGGCAGCCUUUCUGGAGGGCUUUUAUGAGAUAAUCCCCAAAAGGCUUAUCUCCAUCUUCACUGAGCAGGAGCUGGAGCUGCUCAUCUCAGGCUUGCCCACAAUUGACAUUGACGAUCUCAAGGCCAACACUGAGUAUCACAAGUAUCAGUCCAGCUCCAUCCAGAUCCAGUGGUUCUGGCGUGCACUCCGCUCCUUCGACCAGGCUGACCGUGCCAAGUUCUUGCAGUUUGUGACUGGCACGUCUAAAGUGCCUCUGCAAGGCUUUGCUGCACUAGAGGGCAUGAAUGGCAUCCAGAAGUUCCAGAUUCAUCGCGAUGACCGUUCCACUGAUCGACUGCCCUCUGCACACACUUGCUUCAACCAACUGGAUCUCCCAGCCUAUGAGAGUUAUGAGAAGCUGAGACACAUGCUGCUGCUGGCCAUUCAGGAAUGCUCAGAGGGCUUCGGACUGGCCUAAGGACUUUCGUCAAUCCUCAUGCGCACACACACACCAACACUGAUUUAGACUUACAUAAUGUUAACUUAUGGCACACAUGCAUACUCACACUAUCGUAGAAAUGGCCAAGACCUACUUGUUUCUAAUCUGUGUAAAAAAAACAAACAAAAAAAAAACAGCUGAGCGAGUUGGACAGCUGAGCGAGACGUAUUGACAUUGCCUACUACACACAGCGCCUCUCACUGACACACAGAACUGUAUUUUUGGUAUAUUUGCGUGUCUCCCAUACCAGUUAAAAUGCAGACCUGCAAAGAGGUCUGAGGGAUUUAUGCGGACUAAUAUAAAGACAUUUUCUGCAUUUUGUUUGUUUCUCUGUACAAAAGGUUUGGGAGUUUAUUAUGUUUAAUCCUUUUUGUUCUUCUCUGGCUGUUAACAUAAGGUUGUGUGUGUGUGAACAGGAUGGUUAAAACCCUUUUGGGGGGAAACAUUGAUUGUCCUCUGUUGCUAAUGUGUGACCUCACUAGCUUUGAAAAUGGGGGUUGGGUAGGGCGGGGUUAAGCAGGAGUGUAGAGUUUUGAUGAACUUGCAAACAUGCAGGGACUUUUCAAAAGGUGAAAUUUUUAGGCAACUUUUGUGGUAUAUUUGGGAAGGAUCACACUGAGAUUAACGAAAGUGAAGGACUGAUCGGAACCACAGCCUUCUAACGUGUGGUUAUCAAACUGCUGAAGCAGCAGCUAAUGAGAGAAUAAAUUGCUACAUAAAUAAAAGCAUAAAAUUGA